GUCAUUGUGCUCAGAGUAACUCUAACACUGUAUGGUCUGAUUUGUUCGCAGUCAACUACGCAACUGUUGUUAUAGUUGCUGGCGUUGCAGCAAACUGAUAGCUCAGCAAAUUGAUCACUUUUCUCUCUCACGUUUCACUUUUCGUGCAGGCUCUAUUGAUAAACCAUCGCCAUGGCGUGUGAUCAACCCCAACCCGGCUCUGCCGGCAACCCUCGGAAGUUCCGGAACCAGGACUACGAAUCUCUGCGCGCCGCUUGUCUGAAGUCGCGUUCGCUCUUCUCGGACCCGGAGUUCUCGGCAGACCAGAAGUCCAUCGGCAUGCCGGCAGACCCCGACCCAAGCAAUGCGGUCAAAUGGCUGCGCCCCAAGGAGAUCAGCCGCGAUGCCAAGUUCAUUCAGGACACCACAGACACCACAGACAUCUGCCAAGGUCAACUGGGAGACUGCUGGCUCCUGGCUGCCCUGUCCUGCCUUACUUUGCACCCCCGUCUCUUUACGCAGGUGGUACCAUCCGAUCAGAGCAUGGAUGAGCCCUAUGCUGGCAUCUUCCACUUCAGGUUCUGGCAGUACGGCGAGUGGGUGGAGGUCGUGGUGGACGACAGGCUGCCCGUGCGGAGCGGCCGCCUGCUCUUCAGCUACUCUCGGACCCGCAAUGAGUUCUGGAGCGCCCUGGUGGAGAAGGCCUACGCCAAGUUGAUUGGGUCCUACGGCAGUCUGAAGGGAGGGAAUAUUUCGGAAGGGAUGGAGGACUUCAUGGGGGGCAUUGCCAGGGCACUGCCUGUCUCUGCCCGCACCCCCAGGGUGCUGUGGAGAGCUAUCGGUGCCUCCCUGUCCCGGGGAACUCUGAUCAGCUGCUUCAUACAGGCUCCAAGCAUGCAGGAUAUCGGGAGGGUGAAUUCACAGGGGCUGGUGAUGGGCCAUGCCUACGCCAUCACCGAAACAAACAAGGUGCAGAAGGAGUCUGGGGAGGUGUUACUGCUGAGACUACGAAACCCCUGGGGUUUCGUGGAGUACUGUGGACCCUGGAGCGACAAGUGUGAUGACUGGGACAAGCUGGACAGCUCUGAGAAGAACAAGAUCAAGCUGAUCAAGGCUGAGGACGGAGAGUUCUGGAUAAAUGUGGAGGACUUCAGCAAGCUCUUUGAGAUGGUGGAAAUGUGCAGUGUGAAUCCAGACUCUCUUCUGGAGGAGGGACAUGAGGUUUCCCCCACUGCCUGGACCAUCAGCUCCUACCACGGCUCCUGGGUCCCAGGGUGCUCUGCGGGAGGAAGCCGCAAAUUCCGGCGUUCGUUCUGGCAGAACCCGCAGUACCGUCUCAUCCUCUCGGAGAGGGACGAGGACGAGGACGACGACGAUGACGACGACGACGGCGAGGACGACACCGGGGACGAUGACGUGGCGGAGGAGGGGGCAGGGGAGGCGGUGCGCGUGAUGACCCCGGAGGAGCGCGCGGCCCGGAGGCAGAGGGAGAAGAGGCUGCAGUGCACCGUGGUGGUGGAGCUCCUGCAGAAGCACAGGAGGCAGAGGGACAAAGUUAACUUCCUCUACAUCGCCUUCCACAUCUACAGGGUUCCUCCUGAGCUUCAGGACAGCCUCACUCCCUUGAGUCAGCGGUUCUUUUCCUCGAAUCGCCCGGUGGCUCGCUCAGGGAAGUACCGGGCCAUGCGAGGGGUGCGCAGAAAGAUCCACCUGGACCCCGGGCACUACGUCAUUGUGGUCUCCACCUUCCGACCCAACCAGCCGGCGGACUUCUUCCUGCGCAUAUUCGCCAAGACUGGGAACACCCUGGGGGAGAAAGACUUUAUCUGCGCCUCAGAUUUCCUCAUGGCAGUACAGUCGAAGCCAGUCAUAGAUGAGGAUCACAACAGAGUGAGGAAGCUGUUUGACCAAGAGGCCGGGCCGGAUGGCAGGCUUGAUGCAGUGCAGUUUCAGAACUUGGUGAACUCAGUCCUGGAUAAAGAUUACCAGCUCCCCUUGGACACUUGCAGACAGCUCAUCCUGUCAGAAGACGCGGAGGGCCGCAGCAGACCAACCCUGCCACAGACGGAGAAGCUGCUGUCCUCGCUGCGCACUCUGCAGUCCAUCUUCCUCAAGUAUGAUGAAGACUCCUCUGGAACAAUGAGCCCCUUUGAGUUAAGCCUGGCACUGGACGCUGCUGGUCUGAAGUGCAGCAGAGAGGUUCAGGAGGCGCUGUGGGGGAGAGUUGGCGCGGGCGAGCUCCACCUGCCCUUCCAUGGCUUUGUCUCCUGCGUCACCAAACUCCACAUGCUCUUUGCGCUCUAUGAGUCAGAGAGCAGCACUGAGGUGAAGGAGCGUGGCAUUCAUGCAUGGCUCCUCAAGUUUCUGGUGGUGUGAGCUCACCUUCAACCCCACAUGAUCACAGAGGGGUCACAGCUGUGUGUCUGUCUGCACCAUACCCUCCAUAUCCUCAGCCUACAGUGCCAUUGCCCAUCACUACUACUGACUAUUGGUCCUGGUGUAUUCUCCUUACUGUGAAACAUAAGACUAGCUCUAGAGAUAAAGGCUGUAGCUUUACUGUGAGAUCCAACUAACUAGUGCCUUUCUUACUGCUAGCAGGAAUGGCUCAAGCCUCUUUAACACCACUCUCUUUAACAAUUUUUACCAAUGCAUGAAUUUUAUUAUAGAAUACAAUAUAUAGUCAUAAUAGUGUAAUAUCAUUAUAGUAUAUUAUAAUGUUUAUUCACCUUUGUCUGUAUCUCUUACGCUCAUAGUUUCUUUGUUCCAGAGCUAUUUGAAAAAGUGCAUGGCUGAUAUCUACCAAUAAACUGUUCUGUCAUG
Messenger RNA from Megalops cyprinoides (Indo-Pacific tarpon), 2799 nucleotides. It is a transcript of the gene capn12, whose product is annotated as calpain 12. The record is from RefSeq and is a predicted model, not a curated record. Gene Ontology annotation, cellular component: cytoplasm. Gene Ontology annotation, molecular function: calcium ion binding; calcium-dependent cysteine-type endopeptidase activity. The transcript is spliced from 21 exons. Lineage: Eukaryota; Metazoa; Chordata; Actinopteri; Elopiformes; Megalopidae. Gene Ontology annotation, biological process: proteolysis; negative regulation of apoptotic process. Bases 172 to 2355 code for a protein of 727 amino acids.